Messenger RNA from Micromonas pusilla CCMP1545, 906 nucleotides. RefSeq lists its product as uncharacterized. The record is from RefSeq and is a predicted model, not a curated record. Bases 1 to 906 code for a protein of 301 amino acids. The transcript has a single exon. NCBI's taxonomy places the organism in Eukaryota, Viridiplantae, Chlorophyta, Mamiellophyceae, Mamiellales, Mamiellaceae. Gene Ontology annotation, cellular component: chloroplast thylakoid.
AUGGCCGCCACGACGAUGAUGACCUCCUCCGCCGUCUCCGCGCGCGUCGUCGCGAAGACGUCCUCCGCGCGCCUUCGCGGCGCGGCGUCGCCGUUCCUCGGCGUCUCCGCGGCGAAGACGCGAUCGGUAUCCGCGAAGAUGACGACGACGACGACGACGACGACGACGACGCGCGCCGCCGUCGUCGCGUCCGACGAGUCCUCCUCCUCCUCCGCCGCCUCAAACGCCGCCGCGGAGAAGAAGAAGUCCUCCGCGGACUUCGGGCGGAUCGCGCUCCUCGCGACGGUCGCGUCCAACCCGAUCCUCUUCGCCGCGAACGACGCGAUGGCCAAGGGGGGCGAGUUCGGCAUCCUCGAAGGCCGCACCGCCGCGCUCGUGCACCCCUUCUUCCUCGGCGGGCUCUGGUUCGCGACCGCGUACGCGGGAUACCUCGGCUGGCAGUGGCGCCGCGUGCGAACCACGGGCAAUGAGAUCGCCGAGCUCAAGGCGUCGCUCCCGUCCGGCGACGACGUCGAGCUCUCCUCCGCGCAGCGCGAGACGAAGGGCAAGAUCGACGAGCUGACGACGACGCGCAAGGAGCUCGUCGCGGGCGGCUUCAAGGACAAGCACAACAACGUCGGCUCGCUGCUCCUCGCGUUCGGAACCGCGCUCGCGGUCGAGGGCGGGAUGAACACGUACCUCCGCACGGGGAAGCUCUUCCCGGGGCCGCACCUGUACGCGGGGAUGGGGAUCGUGUGCCUGUGGGCCGCCGCCGCGGGGUUGGUGCCGGAGAUGCAACGCGGGAACGAAAAGGCUAGAAACGCGCACAUCGCGCUCAACGCCGUGAACCUCGCGCUGUUCACGUGGCAGAUCCCGACAGGGCUGGAGAUCGUCGGGAAGGUGUUCCAGUUCACGUCCUGGCCGUGA